This is a messenger RNA of Galleria mellonella (greater wax moth), 812 nucleotides long. It is a transcript of the gene Naa80, whose product is annotated as N-alpha-acetyltransferase 80. NCBI's taxonomy places the organism in Eukaryota, Metazoa, Arthropoda, Insecta, Lepidoptera, Pyralidae. Gene Ontology annotation, biological process: protein acetylation. Gene Ontology annotation, molecular function: acetyl-CoA binding; N-acetyltransferase activity. The transcript has 2 exons. Gene Ontology annotation, cellular component: cytoplasm. Bases 171 to 782 code for a protein of 203 amino acids. The record is from RefSeq and is a predicted model, not a curated record.
GCCGUUCACGUCUGUUUAUGAAUGCCUGACAGAUAAAAAUAGGUUAGUUCGACGCUGCCUCGCGUGCGCGAGUGGUGCAUCGUUUAUAAACGCAAAAUAAAAUGUACAUACGUUUAAAUUGAGCGAAAUAUGACUUCAGAUAUGAGUAGCUCGUGCUUGGAAACCCAUCAAUGGAAUUCGAAAAUCUUUCAGUAUUAUUACUUCAUUAUUAUCCAGAGUAUUUAAAGCAAUGCUGCGACUUGAUAAACGAAGAAUGGCCGCGCAGCGAAACAGCCAGAAUGAUGUCUUUGCAAGCGUCGUGUGAUGCUUUACCGACAAGUUUUAUUAUAGUUGACGACAAAAAACUUGUCAUAGGCCAUUGCAAACUGACUCCAAUCCCUAGUAUCCCGGAGAGUUGUUUCGUAGAAACUGUAGUAAUAAAAAAAAAUCUCCGAGGCAAAAGAUUGGGCAGUUACCUAAUGAGGUAUAUUGAAGAUUAUUGUAAAAACGUAUUGCAUCUAAAAAUGAUCCAUUUAUCAACAAAAGGACAGGAGGAUUUUUAUGCUAAACUUGGUUAUACAGUUUGCAAGCCAGUAUCUAUUUAUGGUACGUAUGUGCCAAAUAAUUUUAUACCGGAGUCUCAUAGUCAUAAGACUGACAAUUCAGUGCCACAGGAGAAUACUCCCAGUACAGGAGCGCCGCCUCCACCGCCCCCACCGAUGCCGAAAACUGGUUUGAAUAGCAACAUUAAUAGCAAUAUUAAAAGUAAUAAGACUUUUAUGUAUAAGGAUUUAAUUUGGUAAUAAAAGUUUUUUUUUCUAUUUUAGUAAAAA